AUGGGCACAAGUAGACGGUGGAACGAGGAUGGGGAGGCCGGUGGCCGGUGGCCGGAAGCCGUCACACAGCCACAGGAAAAGAAGGCGGCAGACCGACAUGGCAACACGUCUGACGACGACGACGACGACGACGACGACGACGACGACGCACGCCCAGAGCCCAAAAAACAGCAAUGCUAUACCUACUCUAUACGCUCAAUCGAUACGCCCGACGACUUCCUUUUGAAGGAACAACUCCCCUCUUGCCUUGAACGACAACGCAAACAUGGUCCAGCUAUCGACAGUCCUCUACGGUGCCUUGUUGGCUCCGCAAGCCAUGGCCCAAGAGACCACCAGAAUCGCUGUCUGGGACUCAAGAAACUUAGUUCUCAUCACAAAACUAGCUCAAUUACUGACAUAGAUUUGGAGAACUGGCACCCAAAUAUUUUGCGCACACUCCACGUCGUGGACGUUCGACCACCCGGCGCAGGCCUUAAAGACACGAUGUCGGACAACAUGCUCUUCUCGGCAAAAUGUGCCAUUACAUUUCCAUGGUUCAAUAGUCUGCCAUCCGCGUUGGGCUACCGGUAUACCCAGCGCAGUGAUUCUCCAUUCCUCCAUUCCUCGCCCCACAGCCCACCCCUCCCCCAUCCCCACUCCCAGCCUCCACAGCAACCGCAACUGCAGCGAGCAAACAAGCCGUCAGCAGCCCCAUGUGGACGUACACAAAUUGCAUUUUGGCACGUCUCAUCCGCAUGGCAUUUCUCAGGUGAACAAGUUCCGAUGGCGUCGCAAGACAAUGGGCUUGCUAGUGUUACUGCAUCCAGACGUUGA
This is a messenger RNA of Plenodomus lingam JN3, 813 nucleotides long. RefSeq lists its product as uncharacterized. NCBI's taxonomy places the organism in Eukaryota, Fungi, Ascomycota, Dothideomycetes, Pleosporales, Leptosphaeriaceae. The record is from RefSeq and is a predicted model, not a curated record.